CGAGGGCACUCUUUUGUCUCGAUCUGUCAUGGCUUCUGCGAGCGGUUCUUCAGCAUCUCGAUGCUCUUCUUCAUCGUUCCAUCACUCAUCACGCUACAGCACGAGCACUGUGAGAUCCUUCAGCGCUGAUUCUCUCCAGCCGAGGCUUCACGGCCGCUUUGGAGAGGAAACCUCCAUCCGCUCCAUCACAGACGACUUGGAGCCCGAGCAGGAGUCCUUCACCCGUUACCAUGGUAAUUCACAGGAUCAAUCCUCGUGGGACGACACCUUUGGUGGUUGCCAAGGCGAUCAAGAGUCGUUCGGGGGUUACAGCGAGGACCAGAAGUACACCGGAGGAGGUUACCAUGGCAACUGGAGUCUUGGAGAUACAGGCAGGCAGAUGUCCGGCUCCAGGCGUUCUGCCAGCGCGGGUGUGGUGAGGGCGAUGGGCGACAGCUACUUCCUGUCCGCAGAUGUCAGUGGGUUUGAGCCACAGGAAGUGGUGGUGCUGGCGUAUAAUCAGUGUGUCGUCAUUCAAGCAGAGAAGUCUGAAGCUUCUGGAAGUGUUGCAGACAGGUUUACCCAUAAGUCUGUGCUGCCGGAGGACAUGGACCCGCUGUCUGUGAGCAGUGCACUGUCCUCAGAGGGGAUCCUCACCAUCAGAGUCAGCCGCAUCCCAAAACAACCCGGAGAACCUGGGACUCCUGUCUUCUGCUCUGAAGCUCACUUUUGACCCCACAGAGAAGAACAUUCAGUCACAUCCUCAUGUUAGACCCAUCAAAACAGAUUUUGAUGAUAUUUUAUUCAUGUUUAUUUGACAAGGAACAUUGUUGCAAGAACCACGCAAGUUAGAUUCUUUACUUUGACUGUGGAUGAUGGCAGACAGGUGAGGAGGAGGUAACCAUAGCAACAGCAGACUGGCUCCCUGUAGGAUCAGUAGUACAUCAUAUUGAUAAUUCCUUUCACUUCUUGUUCACUGAUGUUUGGCUGUGAGCUCACAGUGGACGGAAGUUUCCAGGUGUGGAAGCCCAAAUGAAAACUACUGUAGCAUUUACUACAUUUCUAGAUACUUCCAGCUUACUGUAGUAAAUAUGAGUACACUACUAUUUUUAUGUGCCUAAAAUAAUAGAAUUGUUCUUGAAGCCUUUGUGUUAAUUUUUUUAAUACAUUUCAGUGUUUUUUCCCCAAAUCUAUAAAAUCACACCAUCUAGAAUAUACUUGGCUUAACUUUGUAAUAUAU
This is a messenger RNA of Triplophysa dalaica, 1219 nucleotides long. RefSeq lists its product as uncharacterized. The record is from RefSeq and is a predicted model, not a curated record. Lineage: Eukaryota; Metazoa; Chordata; Actinopteri; Cypriniformes; Nemacheilidae. The coding region runs from base 29 to 712 and encodes 227 amino acids. The transcript has 4 exons.